AUGAAUGGCCAGCACCUCUUCAGCGACUCGGAGGAUAAUGCGGUGACAGUGGAACGAGGCAUGUCAAACACUCUGGAUACCACUGGCCAGACAGAAAAGAAACACCAGGGUCUGGAUUGUGGCACCCCAUCACUGUUGCCGUUCACUUCUCAGAAGAUCCAGCAGCACUGUCAGGGCCUCCCUGCUCAGCCAAAAACUCGGAGUUGGAAGGUGUCUGUGAGCCGAGCCAUUAAGCCAUUUGCAGAACCUGGACGCCCUCCUGACUGGUUCUCUCAAAAGCAUUGUGCCUCACAAUACUCUGAGCUCCUGGAGACAACUGAGGCCCCAAAGAGAAAGCGAGGUGAGAAAGGGGAGGUGGUUGAGACGGUGGAAGAUGUGAUCGUCCGCAGGUUGACAGCGGAGAGAAUAGAGGAGUUGAAGCGAUUGAUCAAGGACACACAAGAGAAGCACAGGAAACUGAAGAGAGAAACUGAACUCAUCCAGGCAGGACAUCUGGACUCUAAACUUGAGGAGCUAUGGGAGGAAAUUGUACGGAGCAGAAAACAAGAGGAAGAGGAAGCUGAGGUGAAAAGAAAGGCCACAGAUGCAGCGUACCAGGCCAGGCAGGCAGUGAAGAACACUCCUAAACGUGUGCCCAGUGUGACAGUGCGCUCCCCCUCUGGGGCCUGCUCACCGAGCCUGGAUUUUCCCAUUGGAGAUCCAUCUGAAGAUCCUAGCACCACUGGGGCAGGAUCAACAGUGUUUGUGCCUCUGACGGAGCUGCCAGGCCCUGGAGUGGUAGAGGCGAGUUUGGGGUCACUGCUAGAUGAGUCAACACAGAAGAAGCUUUUGGGUCAGAAAAUCACACCACCUCCCUCUCCUCUCCUGUCAGAACUGCUGAAGAAAGGCAGUCUUCUGCCCACCAGCCCCAGACUGGCAGUUGAGGGAGAAUCUCCGUCCAGUCAACUUACAGGGAGUCACGAUAAUCAGAUGAUGACUUCUUCACUACCUGCCUCUCAGGCAGCAACAGGUGCUCCCACACUGUCUCGUCUGCUGGAAGCUGGUCCUGCCCAAUUUCCCUCACAAUUGAGCUCAUUGGCCACUGCAGACUCCGCCCCCACCACUGCCGCCUCUGCAGUGGACACCGCUGCCCCGCUCAGCACAGGAGGCGAUGGGGCCUCCAGUGCUUCAGUGGAUAAUAAGGAGGCGGUUUUAGGGGAGGAGGACUUGGUGACUGUGUCCUAUAUGGCAGAGGAGCUGGACUUAGAGACAGUUGGGGACAUCAUAGCUAUUAUUGAAGAGAAGGGUGAUGAGAAUGCCGAAGCACUGGACGCUGCAGCGGUGGAAGCCGCUCUGUCUCUGUGUGAAGACACGGGUCACAACCUGUCGGGUCCCUGGGAGCCCAACCCCUUCAGGACCAUUGGCCCUGAGCCCUCCAGCACUUUAGAGGACUUAGACCCACAUUCCCUGCAUCUGUUAGAGGGGAAGCGAGAGGGUCCUGACAUGUGUGGAUCCAGCAGUGGCUGUGCACAGGGGUACACAACACCCUCCACCACUGUCCCCUCGGUUCCUCAAGACCCCACUCCGACAGCAGGAGCCCAUUCAGACCCAGUUGCCCUCAGACCGGAGCACACUGACGAGACCCAGGAUGGGCGGCCAGAAUCACUGCACACUGUGAUCAAAAGUGAGACUGACGAAUGGACACCGUCUCAAUCAGAUACACGGUCAGAAGAUGACCCUGUGAUAAAACAGCACUCAAAGGAAGUGAAAGAGGAGGAGGAAGCCGUGAGUGAUGCUGAGGAGGGCAGUGUGUCGGCGAUGAAAGCUGGAUUAGAAGGGGAUGGAGUCGAAGAUUGUGGGGGAGAAGAAGAUGGAGAUCUCUCCGAGCCAGAGGGGGAAACAGAGUUGGAUCCUCCGGCCAGCGAGAGUGAGGACGGCUAUAGCAUGCACACGGCAUCCUCUUCCGUACAGCUCCACACAACUGCAGACUCCAUACCCAGCAGCCCUGCCUCCUCACAGUUCUCUAUCUGCAGUGAAGAUCAAGAAGCAAUUCAGGCUCAGAAGAUCUGGAAGAAAGCCAUUAUGUUGGUGUGGCGAGCAGCAGCCAAUCACAGGUAUGCAAAUGUCUUCCUGCAACCAGUGACGGAUGACAUCGCCCCUGGUUACCGCAGUAUUGUGCACAGGCCAAUGGAUCUGUCCACCAUCAAGAAGAACAUUGAGAACGGGCUGAUCCGCACCACAGCUGAGUUCCAGCGCGACAUCAUGCUGAUGUUCCAGAAUGCGGUGAUGUACAACAGCUCGGACCACGAUGUGUUCCACAUGGCCGUGGAGAUGCAGAGAGAUGUUCUGGAGCAGAUCCAGCAGUUUCUGGCCACACAGUUGAUCAUGCAGACCUCGGAAUCAGGCAUCAGUGCCAAGAGCCUGCGUGGGAGAGACGCCAACCGCAAACAGGACCCCAGUGACAAGGUGGGACACUUUAUGUGCCAUAGCACUUUUACGCUUUUGCACAUUUCAUCAGAAGAUUCUGGAUAACUAAUAUUAGUCUAUUGAAACAGGAUAUG
Sinocyclocheilus grahami is the source of this 2540-nucleotide messenger RNA. RefSeq names its product bromodomain-containing protein 8-like. The record is from RefSeq and is a predicted model, not a curated record. Lineage: Eukaryota; Metazoa; Chordata; Actinopteri; Cypriniformes; Cyprinidae. Gene Ontology annotation, molecular function: protein binding. The transcript is spliced from 18 exons. The coding region runs from base 1 to 2511 and encodes 836 amino acids. Gene Ontology annotation, cellular component: NuA4 histone acetyltransferase complex.